AUGUCGCAAUCGAAAAAUACAUGCAGUAUCUGUUUAAGUGAAUGUAUGAAACCACGAACUUUAGAAUGUAGUCAUAAAUUUUGUGAAGAAUGUGUAACUGAUUAUGAAAAGCAAUUCAAAGACGAGGAAUGUUUCCCAUGUCCAAUGUGUAGGAUGGAUAUUAAUGUUAAAGGCGAGGCGACAGAGACAACUGAAAGUGAAAGUAGGCUUACAUCAGUAAAAGAAUAUUGUCAUGCUCAUGACGACGUUGUAGAAAACUACUGUUUAGAUUGUAAGCAAUUAGUUUGUCAUCGAUGCUGCCUGACAACCCACAAACCACACAAGAUGGCGACUCUUGAAGAAAGAUAUCCAGAAUGUAUGGAAGAAUUUCAGUCUGCAAAAGAAGAUCUUGAGAAACAAUUGCCCCGAUUUAAUCUGUAUUCACAGCAAGUCAAGGUGAAAAUACGAGAAAUUCGAAAGUCCGGGGAUGAAGCCUGUCAAGACGUCGAUGAUCGUAUCCAAGAUUUGACUCGUGCUCUAGUGCAAGUCGGCGAGGAUCUGAAAUCUGAAAUUUGGCAGAAUUGUCUCGGUGAAGAGACCAAAAUGAAUGAUCGGCUUAGCCAGUCAACUAAUGGUACCCAAACAAUUUUAGCAAAUCUUAAAUAUGCAGAUGAUGUAAAAGAUAAACCCCUUUCUGAAAUUGAGCAUUUUAAAUCAGUUCUACUAGGUAAUAAAGGCAGUAAUGAAAGGCGCAAUUUCAUCGUUGCCGAUUUCAACCGUACUAAACUUGUCAAAGGUACAUAUAAAGACGAUCUUACAUCUCUUGUUGGACGUAUUCGUGUCAUAAAAGCCAAACCAAAUGCAAAUUACCCGCAAGAUAAAUAUGAAGCCGUUAAAUUUCCGUAA
Molecule: messenger RNA, 885 nt
Organism: Lottia gigantea (owl limpet)
Lineage: Eukaryota; Metazoa; Mollusca; Gastropoda; Lottiidae
Exons: 1
Coding region: 1-885 (294 amino acids)
Molecular function (GO): zinc ion binding
Source: RefSeq, a predicted model, not a curated record